AUGUUCACGACUAAACGCCUCUAUCUACGCGCCUUCAGAGACUCCGAUUUAGCGUCUCUCCUCAAUCUCUGGAAUGACCCACUCGUUCAACCAAUGGUUACGAACGAAUACGUCGUUCCGCGCGGAAGCAGAUUUACCGAAUACCUCCGUAAAGCGGCAGAUUCAGAGAAGAAUGUCCUGUGGCUCAUGGUCGAGGCACGGGAUUCGGGCGAAUUCGUGGGACAGACAUCGUUGACGGUGGGAAAUCCUAAGAAUCGCGAUGGUACUUUCGGUAUCAUGUUUUUGCCCAAGUUUUGGGGUCAAGGAUAUGGGACUGAGGUUACAAGGUUUGUCGUGGAUUAUUCGUUUAGAGAAUUGGGGUUGCACAGAGUUUCUUUGUCGGUGUUUGAGAGGAAUAGGAACGCUAUCGAUUUGUAUAAGAGGGUGGGAUUCCUUGAGGAAGGUCGAAAGAGAAAGGUCAAUUGGGUUCAGGGAGGAUGGGAGGAUAUUUUCUUGAUGGCGAUAUUGGAUGAGGAAUGGGAGGCUCAAGGCGUGACAAGAAUCUAG
This is a messenger RNA of Desarmillaria tabescens, 546 nucleotides long. RefSeq names its product acyl-CoA N-acyltransferase. Gene Ontology annotation, molecular function: acyltransferase activity, transferring groups other than amino-acyl groups. The record is from RefSeq and is a predicted model, not a curated record. The transcript has 2 exons. Lineage: Eukaryota; Fungi; Basidiomycota; Agaricomycetes; Agaricales; Physalacriaceae. The coding region runs from base 1 to 546 and encodes 181 amino acids.